Molecule: messenger RNA, 405 nt
Organism: Psilocybe cubensis
Lineage: Eukaryota; Fungi; Basidiomycota; Agaricomycetes; Agaricales; Agrocybaceae
Exons: 2
Coding region: 1-405 (134 amino acids)
Source: RefSeq, a predicted model, not a curated record
AUGUUGGGCCCAUGCCUAGAAACCCUGAAAGACUUCUCCGUAUUUGCGGCGAGUAGUGGCAUGGAGAACGGACAUGUUCUGGCGUGUGAGCCUUUGCCGAAUCUCAGCGAAAUGAAUUGCAGGUCACCUCAGGUUGGAGAGGGUGAUGCAAUUCAGGCGAGCAUUGCUAUGGCAAACGAAGCGGGAGGUCCAGCACCAAACAAGGAAGUAAAGGCAGGAUCCCAGGAUGUUCCAUGGCAGUUCAGCCAGAAUUUGGGCAAUGAUGUGGGCGGUCCAGCUGUACAUUCCGCUUGGGUGCUUCCUGACCUCGUAGAUAGUACGGGUAGCGACGAAGGGAACUUGCAACAUGUUCACCAACGGUUGACUGUAGAAAUAUUGGUCAGUUUCGUGAACUCAACAAAGUAA